Messenger RNA from Anopheles moucheti, 1803 nucleotides. RefSeq names its product insulin-like growth factor-binding protein complex acid labile subunit. Bases 1 to 1803 code for a protein of 600 amino acids. NCBI's taxonomy places the organism in Eukaryota, Metazoa, Arthropoda, Insecta, Diptera, Culicidae. The record is from RefSeq and is a predicted model, not a curated record. The transcript has a single exon. Gene Ontology annotation, molecular function: protein binding.
AUGGUUACUGCUCAGUAUCGUUGGUACGACAUGCCAAAGCAGUGGGUGCCCGAUCCAUUCGGAAACAGCCACCGGAAGCAGUACAUGUGCAUGGACAGUAACCACCAGUACGAUUGUAUAUUUUCCGAUGUGUCAAUCGAUAGAGACACUCACGGUGCUCACUUCGGCCACGAGGAUUGGACGCUAAACAAUCAGCAAAAUAUUACGUUCAGCGACUCGACCAUGAAAAUAUUGCCAGAGGCUUUGUUAGACUCGUUCAGACAUGUCGAGCACCUCAAUCUGACCGGCUUACAAAUAGAGGAAAUCGAACGAUUCGCUUUAACGAACGGUGUGUACAUCCGGAAGCUGUACUUAGACGGCAAUGUCAUUCGGGAAUUGCCAAUAUUUGCGUUUCGUAAUAUGAGAUUCCUCAGUGUGCUGGUGCUGGAACGAAAUGAACUUGGCAUGCUACCAGAAGGCAUAUUUUUCGGCACACCUUAUCUUUUCGCACUGUCAAUCGCGAACAACAAGCUACAGCGAAUCGAGGACAACACCUUCAAGAAGAAUAAAGCGUUACAAUUUCUCACAGUGUCCGGGAAUAAGCUCACCCACAUUAAUCUGUCCCUUAUUCCGAGCCUUUUCCAUGGAAAUGUGAGUUCCAACAUGCUUACGACGCUGUCAGUCCCAGAAGCGGUGAUCGUACUGGAUGCCUCGCACAACCGCAUCGUUACUGUGACGGGUCCAAGCAACCUGCACUUGACAAUUCUACGAUUGCAACACAACAGUUUAACUGAUACAGCGUGGCUUCGGCACUAUUCCGGGUUAGUUGAUAUUGAUCUUUCAUACAACGAGCUGGAAGAGAUAGCGUACCACCACUUCUCGGACAUGUACCGUCUCGAGCGACUGUACCUGUCCAACAACAGGCUGGUGGCAUUGAAGCUGGGUCUCGCACCCAUUCGAACACUUCAGAUACUUGAUGUCCGGUACAAUAAUCUACUGUAUAUAGAAGAGAACCAGGAGCAAUUCAAUACACUAGAGCAGCUGUAUCUCGAUCACAACUCGAUCGUCAAGCUUAAGAUCAGCUCCAACCACCGACUCCAAAAUCUCACGCUAUCGCACAACGAUUGGGAUUGCAAAAAUCUGAAGAAACUGUGGCAAAACGUGUCCGAGGCGUUGAAAGGUGAAAGUGAUCGUCAGUGUAAGGAAGACUACCAGCUAAGGCAAGGCAUUUGCUGCAAGGAAAGCGACAUAGCUUUCCUCGAUCGACUGAAGCAGUUUUUCCAUCUGAUGAGCGUUGCAGAAAAGCAACAGCGUGUCGAAGGACGUUGCAAUGGUUCCAAUGAAAUCGACAUCGUGCAGAAUUUGACCAAUUUCAUGAGCCAGUCUGGUGGUGACGUGGUGGUGCAAUCCAAUCCACAGCUGCAAACCGAAAGCGGCCAACUAGAACAUGAUGUUGGACAGCUAGCGUACCAACAGUCACAGUCCGAACUUCUUUUUCAACUUCUGCAUACCGAGGUCGAUAAUACGAUGCGCCGUUACCACAUAUCAAGAGCGGAAAUGGUGGGUCCGUGCGAGAAUUUACGCAGAAUGUUCGCUUAUCUGAAUGAACGACGUACGUUUAAGAAUCGCGAAACAAAACAUCGUCAAUCGGAAGUAGACAGUAAGAGGCAAAUAGAGGCAGCACUGAAGUUGGAAAACGAAACCUUACACAAUCAGCUGGACGCGAACAGAAGGAAACUAAGUGAGGUGAAACAGGAUAUGAAGCGCAGAGAAGUUGCAGUGAGGCGUCUGGAGGCAAAAAAGAACAGUAUCCGCGGCAGCUAG